CAGUCAUCCGUACCACGAUAAGCAUCGGGUUUAUAUACCUAUAUCAAUAGUCAGUAAAUAUACACAGCUCUACUCUUCAUCUGAUUCUUCAUUUAUUGUUUUAGGCACAAUGACCAGCAGCCUCGUCGUCCUUGGCGACGCCGAGAUCCGCGACCUUCUCAUCAGCCUGUCCAAAGAAGAAGUCCUUCAGUUCAAGGAGGCUCUGGAGAACAUCCUCAUUGACUUUUCCGUCAAAGGUGAAGGGAAAUACCAACCAACACCAGAUUUCGUCAAUCGACCGAAUGGGCAAAAGACUCUCUUCCGCACAUUCACCUCUCCAGACCAUGUAGGAACCAAGAUCGUGGUCACGCCAGCUCCCAUCAAGGACUCAGAGGGUAACACGGUGAACCGUCCACUUGGAGGACUUUUGUCUUUGUGCGAUUCUGCAGGUGUGCCGACGGGUAUACUCAAUGCUGCGGAGCCAACUGGUUAUCGUACUACUUUAUCUGCUUUGAUUCCAUGGACUUGGAGAAGGAAUACGGAAAAUAUUGUGAUCUUUGGAGCGGGAAAGCAAGGGCUUUGGCAUACUCGUCUGGCACUGGCUCUCAGAGGCUCCGAGAUCAAGAAGAUCACCAUCGUGAACCGAUCUGUGGGCCGGGCCAAGGAUUUGGUCAAGACGGUUACGGAAGAAAACCAAAAGUACUGGAAGUCUUCUGCCACUCUGAAUGUUCUGGAUCCUGCUCAAGCUGAUUACGACGAGGCUCUGGCAUCUCUCUUGUCAUCAGCCGACGCAGUGUUCUGCACAGUUGGUUCAACAAGUCCCCUGUUCUCACUCAAGACCAUCCUAGGUGAUGGAACACGAAGCAGAUUACCUUUCGUCGGUGCCAUAGGUUCAUGGCAAGCCGAUAUGAUCGAACUUGAUCCAGAAAUGCUUCGCCAUGCUGCUUCUCGCGACGACUCAUACAGCCCUCAUGGUGCGGAAGGCAGUAUUCUUGUUGAUGAUCUUGAAGAGGCGAUGGUCAAGUCUGGAGAAGUUAUACAGAGCGGUCUCAAGGGUGAAAGGUUACUUCAGGUUGGAGAGAUCUUAGAUUGGCUAGAUGACAAGUCUGAAAGGAAGCCUGAAGGAGGCGUCGAGAAGCUGAAGAAGUGGAUUAGUGAGGGCUUCAUCGUGUACAAAGGCAUUGGCGUGAGUGUCACAGAUCUUGCCGCUGGAAACGCGAUCCUGGACCUUGCUAGGAAGAGAAAUGUUGGAACGACUAUCUCUAACUUUUAGCUUAAUGACGGGAAUAGAUAGAAGCUAUCUCAGAGUCUCUAAUGUGCCAAGUCAUUUUGGUGGUCUACAUGGUCGAUUUCAGAAGCAACAUUCGAAACAAAGUCGAUGACAAGAAUAUUUAUAUCGGUUAGAAGACAGUUUAUAUGUCAGGAUCAGCUGAUAUAGAAGUUCAUGUCAGUCUGAGGCAACCCUCC
Molecule: messenger RNA, 1446 nt
Organism: Fusarium odoratissimum NRRL 54006
Lineage: Eukaryota; Fungi; Ascomycota; Sordariomycetes; Hypocreales; Nectriaceae
Exons: 1
Coding region: 110-1252 (380 amino acids)
Cellular component (GO): cytoplasm
Source: RefSeq, a predicted model, not a curated record